CAUUUGCCACCAUCUCCUGCUGCGUCUACUCACCUGGAAGACACGUUGAAAGCCAUAGAAGCCACAGGAUAACGCCACAAAUAUCCAGAAGACCGCAUUGAUCAGUUACGUUUUAAAAAAUGUCACAAUCAGCAGUAGCACAUAUUGAGACAUUCCCCCCUGAGCCGGUGACGCUGUUCAAACAACUAAUUGAUGCAUUCAGCAAGCAAUCAAUAGAUGGACUGACACUAAUGAAUUUGGCCACCGUUGAUGAGGAAUUCGGUGUGCUCAACCGCAAUGUGUUGUAUCGCGGCCUCAGCGACGAUGACUGCAUCAUCUAUGUGACCCAGCGCUUUACACGCAAUUUUAAGAACCUUCAUGCGAAUACCAAAUGCUCCAUUGCUUUCUUUAUGCCCCAAGUUGUGUUGCCAUCGCAGGGCCCAAAUCCGGCACUGUGGCAGGUGCGUUUGAUUGGUGCCACCGCCGAGGAGUUGCCCGACUCUCAAUUGGAUGCGUGGUGGGAGAAGGAGUUGCUGUCAUCGCAAAUACGCGACUAUGUCUUCCCCUGCGGCCAGCCGGUGGAGUAUCGAGAGUUGGUGGCGAAACACGAUCAGUUUCUCGCUGAUCAUUUGGCCUCAGGACAACCCCUAAAGCGUCCCGCUACCUACACGGCCUUCAAGUUCCGCGCCCAACGUUGGGACUUCCUCAAGGCGGGCAGCGGCCAAAUUCCGGAUCGUGUGCAAUAUCGUCGGCAACCAAAUGGAGAGUGGCUCGCCACACAUGUUUCCACCUGAAUUUUUGCCA
Molecule: messenger RNA, 783 nt
Organism: Drosophila sulfurigaster albostrigata
Lineage: Eukaryota; Metazoa; Arthropoda; Insecta; Diptera; Drosophilidae
Product: pyridoxine/pyridoxamine 5'-phosphate oxidase
Exons: 4
Coding region: 120-773 (217 amino acids)
Biological process (GO): pyridoxine biosynthetic process; pyridoxal 5'-phosphate biosynthetic process
Molecular function (GO): FMN binding; pyridoxamine phosphate oxidase activity
Source: RefSeq, a predicted model, not a curated record